Molecule: messenger RNA, 1718 nt
Organism: Anguilla anguilla (European eel)
Lineage: Eukaryota; Metazoa; Chordata; Actinopteri; Anguilliformes; Anguillidae
Gene: mmp20b
Product: matrix metallopeptidase 20b (enamelysin)
Exons: 10
Coding region: 18-1550 (510 amino acids)
Biological process (GO): extracellular matrix organization; proteolysis; collagen catabolic process
Cellular component (GO): extracellular matrix
Molecular function (GO): metalloendopeptidase activity; zinc ion binding
Source: RefSeq, a predicted model, not a curated record
CCUGUCAGGAAUCGGGGAUGUGUCGCCUGCUGUUCCUGUGGACGUGGGCCGUGGUUCUGACCCUGGCCCAGCCGGACCCCCUGGCACCUGCUGCAGGACCUGCUGAUGACAGAGUGACCCAAAGCGAACUCACCAUGGCUACAGAAUACCUGCAGCACUACUACGACCUGCAGGUGGCGCCGCAGAGGCGCAGCAAGAGGAGCGACUCCGCCCUCGCCUCCAAAGUGAGGGACAUGCAGAGCUUUUUCGGGCUGAACGCCACCGGGCGCCUCGACUCGGAGACGCUGGAGGUCAUGAGGUCCCCCCGCUGCGGCGUGCCGGACGUCCACGAGUACGUCAGCAACCAGGGGAGCAAGUGGACCAAGAGCACCAUUUCAUACAGAGUCGUGCGGUACACCCCUGACCUGCCAUCCGACACGGUCGACUCCGAGAUCGCAGCGGCGCUGAACGUCUGGAGCAAAGCCAGCCCGCUGAAGUUCGUCAAGUCGUCUUCCGGCCAGGCGGACAUCUUGGUUGAUUUCGCCACAAGAUCACAUGGAGACUCCUACCCCUUCGAUGGACCCAGGGGCACGUUGGCCCAUGCGUUCGGCCCCGGAGACGGGAUUGGAGGGGACACGCACUUCGAUGACGCUGAAAGCUGGACCACCGGGUCAGAUGGGUUCAACCUGUUCCUGGUGGCAGCGCACGAGUUCGGCCACGCCCUUGGGCUGAAACAUUCCAGAAACCAGGCGUCUCUGAUGUACCCCACGUACAAACAGAGGGACCGCAAUAACGUCCUCUCCCGAGAGGACACCAGCAAGAUCGGCGCCCUCUACAGUCCAACAGCUCCAGCUAGGCGCGCUCAGCCCCCGUGGGCCUCCGUCUUCAACAACUGGUUCCUGGGCCGGCGUUUCCCCUACCGCGUGCGGGACAAGUGCAGCCCCCGCCUGGCCUUCGACGCCGUCACCUCGCUGGGGGAGACCGUCCUGUUCUUCAGAGGCAGAUAUCUGUGGAUGAAGCCCGAUCAGCAGGAUGAUGACAAAGCGGCCCCUGUCCAGAAAUUCCUGACAAAAAUCCGGUCAGGCGUAAAUGCGGCCUACUCCAUUCCCAGCAGAUCCUCGCUAUACCUGUUUGCAGGUUCCAGUUUCUGGACUGUGAACGGGUCCCGAGUACGAAGCCGUCCCAAACCCAUCCACAGAUUUGGGUUACCCAGACAGGUGAAGAAGAUUGACGCAGCGGUGCACGUCAACACCACAGGACACACCCUGAUUUUUGCACAGGACCUUUACUGGAGCUACGAUGAAAAUCGCAGGACCAUGGAGGACUCAUCCCCCCGGAAAACCAGUGAUGAUUUCCCAGGAAUUAAAACUCCAGUCGAUGCAGCCGUCUACAGAGACGGAUUCAUCCAUUUUUUCCGCGGACCGGAGGUGUACAAGUAUGACGCGUCGCGGAAGUGCGUCGCCGGGGUGGACAAAGCGAACAGCUGGCUGGGGUGCAAGAUGGAGUCCCCGUUAAAGAAGAGGCCCAGGCAUGAGCCCGUGUUUGCGAAUUUAUGCCAGAAUGCACAGUAAACGCCACACCAAGCUUAGAUCGAAAUGACCCCAACCUGUAGAUGUAUUUUUGAAGUUUAAAUGACUACUCCUGAUACUUAUUUUAUCAAAACUUUUAUCACAGUUAUAUAACUAAUACAUCCUGCUGAUUUUCUCAAUCGCUUAUUCAAAAUAAACAUUCUAACGUCA